Messenger RNA from Aspergillus mulundensis, 276 nucleotides. Its product is annotated as Con-6 family protein. Bases 1 to 276 code for a protein of 91 amino acids. The transcript has 3 exons. The record is from RefSeq and is a predicted model, not a curated record. NCBI's taxonomy places the organism in Eukaryota, Fungi, Ascomycota, Eurotiomycetes, Eurotiales, Aspergillaceae. Gene Ontology annotation, cellular component: cytoplasm.
AUGGCCGACGAGAAAGUCAACCAGAUGCGAGGCUACAAGGCCACCCUCAACAACCCCCGCGUCUCCGACGAAGCCAAGCAGCACGCCCAGGACGUCCUCGACAACGAGCUCGGCGGCGACCAGCCUCACGAGGAGAUUCUGACAGCCCAGGGCGCUCGCGACAAGUCCCCCAACCGAGUGGCGGGCGGUUACAAGGCCGCGAUGAGCAACGACUCGAUCUCGAAGCAGGGGAAAAAGCAGGCCAAGGAGAAGCUGGCCGAGAUGCCGCAGGAGUAA